Molecule: messenger RNA, 3155 nt
Organism: Cyprinodon tularosa
Lineage: Eukaryota; Metazoa; Chordata; Actinopteri; Cyprinodontiformes; Cyprinodontidae
Product: target of Nesh-SH3-like
Exons: 24
Coding region: 183-2783 (866 amino acids)
Biological process (GO): extracellular matrix organization; positive regulation of cell-substrate adhesion
Molecular function (GO): protein binding
Source: RefSeq, a predicted model, not a curated record
ACUGGACCUCGACUCACAGCGCGGACGUCCCACAGCUGAACAAGUCCUAAGUCUACUGCUCAGAAAGACCCUUAGUGAAGUUGUCCAGCUCCUAGUUGCUCUUCCACUUCUCCAUCCUCCUUUUCAUCAUCAUCAUCAUCAUCAUCAUCAUCAUCUGUGUGUCCUAGAAGCUUUUAAAGGUCAUGGCGGGCAUCACGCUCCUCCUCAGAGUCUUCAUGCUUCUGCUGAUCGGAGGGACGGUUCUUCUGAGCGGCACCCCAGCCCAACGGAUCAGAGUUCGCCGUCAGAACAUGAAGGUCCGGAUCAACGCCACGGGCGACACCAUUGUCAUGAAGUUUGUGCGUCCGAGCCAGGACGUGAAGCUGGAGGGCUACAUCCUGGGAUAUGGAAGGAGUGUUUUCUCCAAACAGUUCAUCCAGCUGCCAGAGAACGGCCAGAUGUAUGAAACAGAGCUAGAUGCUGAACCAAAGUAUCUGGUUGCUGUCCAGCCCAUUCCAGUCAAAGAUGGGAAGAAGCACUGCACAGGUAAGGUGAACCUGGAGAAGCCUCUCCACUUGGUGAUUGGGUCCAUCAGUCCCACGGCGGUGCUGCUCUCCUGGGGGAACCACCUGAAGACGCCGUAUGAGAAAAACAUCAUGAACGAAUGUCUGGAGGACGGAUUCUACACCAUCCGAUACAGGGAGAGGAACAGGAAGUGGAUCUACCAGACGUGUCCAACCAGCGACACGGUGAUCGAUCACCUGAAGCCCGACACCCAGUACGAGUUUGGGGUUCGUUCCAACAAGGAUGAUCGCAGCGGCCUUUGGAGCAAGCCGGUCAUUCACAACACCAACAUGGGCAAUAAAAAGAUCCAGAAACCAUACAAGCCCCGUAAGACUGUGGCAAACUCGAAAUUUCACAGUGCCUUCCCUCCUCCCCCCGCUCUACAAAACAGAACUAGGACUCGAGUGCAGCCAGGUUACAGCAAGCAGGUUAACCCUGGUGCAGCACGGACCUCUUCUGAGUCCCCUGAGAGCCAGCAGGAAACUCUCCCUCUGCCCGGCUCCUCUGAGCCCAAAUCUUCUGCCGAGUUGCCCGAAAAAGGAAACAGUCUUAGAAUCAACAGAACCCGGCCUGCAGACCGUCUGACUCCUGCCCUCCCCAAGCUGCUGCCAAGCACCACCCCUCGCACCAACAUCACUGCCUCCCCCAUCACUAACCUCCCCUCCAAUGGCGACUCACUUCAUGGGCAGACUACCAAGGCCCCCAGUAGGGCACCAGAGAAGCACCCUAACACUGCGGCUGCUGUCAGAGCUCAGGAUGGCUCAUCAUUGCUGAGGUCAGCGCUGGCCACUGAGCGGGUCAGACCUUCCACCUGGGGUGAAAGCAGCAGAAAUGUGAGCCCAUCACUCCCAGUGAAAACCUCCAGCCCAGCAGCUUCCCCAGUGUCCAUGAGGAACCCCCUCUUUCCCUUCUCUAACAGCUUCAGACAGCUCCACUCUCCUUCUAGAUCCAGUAGCUCCUCUCCAACAUCUGGGAUACUUGGGGUGAACGGACAGCCUCGCCGGGGCAUUUCUUCCCCCAAACUGACCAUAUGGCCCAGAGCUCGACUGGUCAACAACUCGGUGACGGAGAACCGGAAGCCUGGCAUUCCUUCUGUGUUUGGUCGUUCACGUGCUUCCAUGGAGGAGCAGCAUCAUGGGUCUUCUGUUCGCACAGCUCUCAACAGCAGGCCAAACGAUGUAAGAAAACCUGGAGAAACUGACAAGGUGAACCGCCCGGAGAAAAGUGGAAACCCGGAAACCCUGAAAGUUAAAGUCCAAGCUGGAACGACCAAACCAACAAAACAGGAACGCAGACAAACAAUCAGUACUGCGGCACCAACAGCCGUGACUCGACAGGAAAGCUGGGAGGAUUCUGACCUUUUCAAGUCGCAACCAACGUCUGAUGUUGAUGCGCUGGGAAAGAAGCGUUAUGUGGCUCCUCAUGUGGUCUACAAAACCGGUAAGAAGCCUGAUGAACCGUGCUCCAUCACCUCCUCCCUUAACUACUUCCCUGAAGAUGAGCCUGGAGAGGUGAAUGUGACAUCUCCUCCAAGGAAUCCACCUUCCAACCUCACUGUGGUGACGGUGGAGGGAUGUCCUUCCUUCAUCAUCCUGGACUGGGAGAAACCCGACAACCACACCACCGAAUAUGAGGUCAUUUCCACUGCCAAAGGACCAGAUGGAGAACGGGUUUCCAUCCUAACUACCAACCAGACUCACACUGCAGUGGAGAACCUCAAUCCUGAGAGCAGUUAUGAGUUCAAGGUGAAGCCGAAGAACGAGCUGGGAGAAGGUCCGCUGAGCGAACCAGUGUCCUUCAACACAGAGUCUGCCGAUCCGCGCGUGAGCGAGAACGUCUCAGGAAAAGAUGCCAUCUGGACUCAGUUCCCUUUCAAGACGGACUCGUACUCUGACUGCCACGGCAAGCAGUACGUGAAGAGGACCUGGUACCGCAAGUUUGUGGGAGUCCAACUGUGUAACUCGCUGAGGUACAAGAUCUAUCUGGGCGAAACACUGAACGGUGAAUUCCACAACAUUGGUGAUCAGAGCGGCUUUGGUGAGGACCACUGUCAGUUUGUGGAUUCCUUCCUGGAUGGGCGAACAGGCAGACAGCUCAGAGCGGACCAGCUCCCCUCCAGGAAUGGUUUCUUUAGAGCUUUGCGCCAGGAGCCCGUCAACUUUGGACUGAUAGGUGGACAUUCCCACAUCAACUACGUCUCCUGGUAUGAAUGUGGAACGCCAAUCCCUGGGAAAUGGUAAACGGGCUGUGAUCCACAAGAAAGGAACUUGUUGCCCUCAGCUGGGGGCAGAAAAAGCAUGGGUGGGGCUUAAAGCAGCUGGACCCGGAGCUUGUUACCCAGUGCUGUAAAAACCAGAACAUGUACAGGACUUCCUCAUCAGGGAACUGUAAGGAGAGCAUUUGUACAACUAUAGCGAACAUGCCUCCUCCCUAUUUAUCAAGAACCAGUGCUACAGUGAUGUUAGAGCUGGAAAAACUCAACUUAGAUAUAUUUUAUUUUUUGUUAAAUCAUGGGAAGCUGGCUCCCUGGAAGGUGUUAUUUAUCCAAAGGUCUUUGGUCUCAUUUGUUCAUGUUUGCUGACAGGCAGGAAGUGAAAGGGGGGGUUGGUAAA